AUGGUGUGGAAGAAAUGGAAUCGAGCGUAUCUACAGACGGGGGAUGACUCGGCGGUGGUCCUCAUGCUGGUGCACCCCGUGCCGGGCAAGGUCGGGACCUGGACGGUGGUCGACCCCGCCAAGCGAGUUCAGCUUCAGGACCUCCGGUCUCAGAGGAUCCAUGCGAAGCCGAAGGCCAGGUGGCAGCUGGCGCCCUUCGAUGGGCUCACGGCUGAGCAGAAGGAGAAGGCAGAGGCGGACUCGGUGAAGCUGAUCAGGAGGACCGCGGGCGACUCGUGGUUUUCGAUUCCCACGAGCUUGACCAAGCCCCAGAAGGAGAAGAGCAAGCCCAAGGGAAAGGGGUCCUCGAAAGGAAAAGGGUCUAGCAAGUCCAACUUCGUGCGGUGGCUCGCGCAGACCGUGGUGACCGUCGGCGGGGCCGUCUGGAGCUACAAGUUCGUUGGGACCUUCGGCCUGGGGUGCUUGCUCAGCUACAAGGCCUGGAAGUUCUUCGGGACUGAGGAGCUGAUCGACGACAGCAUGAAUGCACUGAGGUCGGCUUCAGAGACUGCUGAGAGGGCGACUGACACUUAUGACAAUUUUGUUGAGCGCUGGGAAGAGGGAGGUUUUGAUUCGAUGAUCCUUGGCGGCCUGGCGGUGGCCUUCGUCGCCAUGUUGGUCUACUCCCUCGGAGGUUGUGACGUGAAGAAGAAGCGCUUCAACGGAGAGGGCUUCGUCACCGAUUCUGACAGUGAGGGCUCUGUUGACCUCGGCACGGCUGCUUCGGACACCGAUGAUGACGAUGGGCUCAUGAGGCACCCUGGCAUGCGUAUGCUUCUAGAACAACAGGCGGAGCUUCAGAGCCAGAUCGCGAGGCUGUCGGCUAAGAAGACGAGUGACAGCGGUGACGAGGGCGACGCGAAGUUCACGGCCGCGCAGGAGGACGAGUCUGUCAAGAAGGGUAUCGACAAGCUGAUGGCGAGGCUGAUGGCGCAUGAGAAACAGGUCUCGGACGAUCAGGGUGGCGCUGGCGGGGCGGUGCGAGGUAAGGUGGUGUCAUCACUGGACGGGCAGAGCACCUCGGCAGUGAAGAAUUUAGUCUUGCAGGGUCAGCCUGGGAAGUCGGUCGACCACUACAUCCAGGAGCUGGAGCAGGAGGCCCGCGAUCCGCGGGCCGCCAUGUUGUCCCAGCUGAAGCAGUAUGAGACCGCGGACUGGAGCAUUGGCCCGUCGCAGUCUCGGAUCGCUCCCAUGGUCCUGGCCAGGAUGUAUAAGUUCGGGACGAGCGCCAAGUUCCAGGUCCAGCAGUAUGUUCGGUCGAAGGAGCUGGAGUCAUGCCAUGCUGCAAGCGAGAUGGCGCUGAUGGCCGCCAUCCUGGACAGGAUGUUGAAUGCCGACCAGGACAUGGUCAACAGCCAGGCGGUCGAGGUCAUCUGCAGGCGCCUGUACGGUCUCUUCCGUGCGUUCGAGGAUGUGAAGAAGCAGAGUGAUUGGAAGCAACCACGCGGUGAAGGUGGGAAACGCUGGAAGAGCAAGGUGCGGUGGGAGCUAGCAGACGAGUACGACGCGGUCGCGCUUGAGAGCGACGACUGGGCCAUCACAGACGCCGGCGAGGAGGUUCGCAAGCGCCUGGAGCGGAAGGCUUUGUUCAACAAGUACCUUGACAAGGCCUUCCCCGACGGUGGCAAAGACAGCUCCGACGCGGAGCGUCGCCGCCUUUGCUUUGUGCUCUUCAAGUACCUGUUCAAGUUCGUGAUCUUGGUAGCGGUCCUGAGCGACCUCUUCUGCGGCUUCGGCGUGGGCUCUGUGCACAAAGUUUUUCAGCCUGCCGAAGUCGGUGGCCCUUGUCGUCGGGAGCGUGUGCUUCGGGAUGACCCUGGGUUCAACGCGGAGGCCCGCAGCGCGGACAUCAGCUUGACGAUCAAGAGGGUCAACAGGUCGGUGAACGCCAUCUCGUACAUGUACCGCGGGGUGCUGGACGGGAGGGAAGUGGUGCGGGACCUCUGGAGUCGCUGGCGGGCCCGAGCAUCGUGGGGAAGUCUCGCCGACGGAGCGCCAGUCUUAAAGCAGCUGGCGUCGCGGGCCGUCGGAUGGUAUCAGGCGAAGGAGAAGGAGGGAGCGGCCGCGGGGCCGCAGCGUGGCGACAUGUGCCCUAUGAAGGCCAGCGAGGUGUCCCUCCCGCCGCCGGGGUCAGUGCCGAUCCCGAUCGAGACCAUGUCGCCGUCGAGUCGCCCGUACCUGAGGGAGCCGAUAAGGACGAUGGUGCUCGGCGACCACGAGGUAGACUGGGCGGCUUACGACAUGAUCAAGCCGUACAGCGACCCCAGCCUGAAGCAGAAGCAGGUGAAGCUGGAGCUGCUGGAGAGGCUGGCCGAGUCAGGUAUGCUCGGGAUGUGCGACGAGGUGGUGGAGGAGGUAAAGGUUUUCACAGUCCUGAAGAAGAUCGACGAGAAGACGGGGCAGCGGAGCUCGAGGCUGAUUUGGGACAUGAGGAGGUCCAACAUGAGGUUCCGGAGUCCGCCCUGGGUUGCCAUGGGCUCGGCUGCGGCCCUUUGCGGGGUCGACUUGAGUUCGAGUGUGUGUGGAGACUUGGAGGUGACCAGCUUCGUCGGGGAUGUGCCGGACUGCUUCUACAAGCUGCUCUUGCCGGAGGGGCCGUGGGGCCACUUCGGCUUCGAGGGCGUGUCUGGAGAGGAGUUGCGGGCGCACCUGCAGAAGCGAGGACGGCAGGACCUAGUCGAGCAACUCGGAGGUGGAGUUCGAGUUUGUUUGCGGGUGCUCCCCAUGGGCUUCUCGUGGGCGGUCUUCUUUGCCCACUCGGCUCUGCAGGACGUGAUGGAGGGCGACGGCGGGCUGAGCGUGGCAGGGGGGUUCUAUCGCGAGUCGCUCUUGCGCUGGAUCUUCAUCGACGACUAUGCGGGGCUCCGUCUCGAGCCCAAGGAUGUCGCGGUGGAGCAGCUUCAGGUGAAGAAGGACGGAGCGAGGGCCAGGCUGGCCCUGGAGGCGGUCGGGCUGUCAGCUCACAAGGAGGACGUCUUGCAGGUGGUGGAGGAGAAGAUCCGCGUGGCGGUGCUGGCUACGGAGGCGCUGCUGAAGCAGGACCGGGCCGUCCCCGCGGCGGUCGAGUCGCUGAUGGGUCUCUGGGCAUGGAUCUUCACCUGUGCGAGGGGGGCCAUGAGUGCGCCUCACCAUGUUUACAGGUGGAUCCAGGAGUACCGAGGCGAGCAGGAGGCCCCCCUGUGGGCCGAGGUCCUCGACGAGUUCUUUGUCAUGGUCUCCUUGUCGGUCUACUACGGGACCUUCCUGGGGUCCGAAUGGCACGAGUGGAUCUUCAUGACGGACGCGAGCCACCUGGGUUUCGGUAUCGUGGCGAGCCGCUCGGACGUGAACGAGAUGAGGGCCCUCUGCGAGGCAGGCGACGAGCAGGGAUGGUCGACGCAGCUUCACGAGGCCUACUCGGGAGUGGAGGAGGACGAGCUCGACUACGUCACCCCGACCUGGCAGCAUCAGCCCUGGGAGAUCGAGCAGGGGGCCCGCUACGACCUGGGGGACUUGGCGAACCUGGGGAGGCUCUUCGUCGACCUGGCCAGGGGCGUCUACUGGCUUGUGCGUCUGGCCCCGCCCUGCGCCACGUGGUCGCGGGCGCGCGUGCCCAAGCUGCGGAGCGCGACGGAGAUCUGGGGCCGCUCGGGUCUCUGCGAGGCCGAGCGGGAGCAGGCGGACAACGGCACCUACCUGAUGAUGAUAGCGGUGGAGGUGAUGCUGGAGUGCAUCAAGCGGAACGUGGGGUUCAGCAUGGGUGUGCACCUGAUCUACCUGGACUUGUGCAUGUUCGGGACCGAGUGGAGGAAGCCGACCAGGGUGCUCACCAACGUCGCGGAGUUGAGGAGGCUCG
Prorocentrum cordatum is the source of this 3874-nucleotide messenger RNA. The record is from the annotation of a GenBank genome assembly. NCBI's taxonomy places the organism in Eukaryota, Dinophyceae, Prorocentrales, Prorocentraceae.